Nezara viridula (southern green stink bug) is the source of this 459-nucleotide messenger RNA. NCBI's taxonomy places the organism in Eukaryota, Metazoa, Arthropoda, Insecta, Hemiptera, Pentatomidae. The record is from the annotation of a GenBank genome assembly.
AUGCAAAUGUUCGCGACACCUAUUGAAGAAAACUUAGCACACAUUUUUGUUUGUAUAUUCACCAUCUUGAACGCUGUCUUGGUAACUAAGAUGUCGGAUCUCCUGGAACUUGUGAACUCGGAGUCAAGAGUGAUGCUCCUGUACGCCACUAGGGAGGAAGCCAUCCUCAUCCUCUCCUGGGCCAGGGAAUACGGCAUAACUGGAGAAAACUACGUCUGGGUUGUGACCCAAAGUGUCAUCGAGAAUCAGAUGAACCCAUCGCAUUUACGAAUCGUCUCAAAACUACAUCUUUGGCAUAAGAAUGGUCAAUUUGAUGCCGGUCAAUACCUCGAAAUACUCUUCGGAUGGAUAGAAAUACCAAUUAGCUUCUACGACCAGAAUACUUCUAAAGAUCUAGCGGACCCAAUAACUAUAAAGGAAACUACCGCUAAACCCGAUUCGGUGGGAUUGCUACCUUAG